AGUCGUGAUAAGAUGUAGAAUACCUUCAAAUAAGGAAGAAAAGUUGGAAUCAGAGCCGCUGGCAGCAGCUCCGGCCAAUCCUCCUUCCUCCGCCGACGGAACCCUAAUUACGUUAACCGCCGCCGCGCAUCGCUGCGAACCCUAGUUGAACUGCAGUAUCCCCACAUUUCUUGGAGGGAGGUGGUAGGAAAUCGAUCCACCUCGCUGUAUCCCGCUGGAGGUGGAAGAGGAGCUGGAGCGAUGACCGGAAAGGUUAUCCUGCCGGCGCCGGUGGUCAACGGCCGCUUGUUCACGGUGGGAUUGGUGAUCUCGUGGUACUCGUCCAACAUCGGCGUGCUUCUUCUGAACAAGUAUUUGUUGAGCAAUUACGGCUUCAGGUUUCCUAUCUUCCUGACUAUGUGCCACAUGACGGCAUGUUCGCUGCUCAGCUACGUCGCCAUCGCAUGGUUGAAGCUCGUUCCGAUGCAGGCCGUGAGAUCUCGUCUCCAGUUCGUCAAAAUCGCCACACUCAGCUUCGUAUUCUGCGGAUCUGUCGUCAGCGGAAACAUUUCACUGCGUUUUCUCCCGGUAUCCUUCAACCAAGCCGUCGGCGCCACUACGCCCUUCUUCACCGCGGUGUUCGCCUACAUCAUGACGGUGCGGCGGGAAGCGUGGAUUACCUACGUCACGUUGGUCCCCGUCGUUACCGGCGUUAUUAUAGCUAGCGGGGGAGAGCCAAGUUUUCACUUAUUUGGAUUCAUCAUGUGUAUUGGUGCUACUGCUGCAAGAGCACUGAAGUCAGUAUUACAAGGCAUUUUAUUAUCAUCCGAGGGGGAGAAACUGAACUCAAUGAAUCUUCUGCUAUAUAUGGCUCCAAUAGCCGUUGUCUUCUUGCUUCCUGCAACACUUUUUAUGGAGGAGAAUGUGGUGGGCAUUACACUUGCGCUUGCUAGAAAAGAUAUCAAAAUUAUUUGGUACCUCUUGUUUAACUCCUCCCUGGCAUAUUUUGUGAAUCUGACCAACUUUCUGGUUACCAAACACACCAGUGCUCUCACUCUUCAGGUUCUUGGGAAUGCCAAAGGCGCCGUAGCCGUUGUGAUCUCAAUUCUCAUUUUUCGGAAUCCGGUCUCUAUAACCGGCAUGCUCGGUUACACCCUAACGGUCAUCGGAGUUAUUCUCUACAGCGAAGCAAAGAAGCGCAACAAAAUGAGCAGCUGAUUUCUUACUGCCAGGUUUUAUUCCACUUCUGCUUCUUCAUUUUGUUCUUUUUCAGAUUUUUUCUUAUACAUAUAUAUAUUAUGAUCAAUCAGCAUUUAUCAUUAGAUUGCCAAUUCUUUGAGAUUAGUGUUAGCCCCCUUGUCGCUUAUAUAACUUCUACUUUU
Phalaenopsis equestris is the source of this 1361-nucleotide messenger RNA. Its product is annotated as probable sugar phosphate/phosphate translocator At3g11320. Gene Ontology annotation, molecular function: antiporter activity. The transcript is spliced from 4 exons. The coding region runs from base 241 to 1197 and encodes 318 amino acids. Lineage: Eukaryota; Viridiplantae; Streptophyta; Magnoliopsida; Asparagales; Orchidaceae. Gene Ontology annotation, cellular component: Golgi apparatus. The record is from RefSeq and is a predicted model, not a curated record.